CUGCCGACGGUGGCUCUCGUUUGUGAGCGCUUUUUGAGGGAUUUGGUGCUCCGGCCCCGAGCGGUCGGGGUGGCCGAGGUGUCCCUCCUGCGCGGCGUCGUGGGCAGCUCCGAGCUGGCUGAUCAUCUCCUGUCCCCGCUUCUUCCUGGUGCUGGGAUUGAGCUGAUCAAGCUGGUGAACGGGAUCAACGUGGAAGGGCUGCGGCACGCGGAGGUGGUGUCCCACAUCAAGUCCAGGGAGAACGAAGCCAGGCUGCUGGUGGUGGACCCCGAAACAGACGAUUACUUCAAGAAGCUGGGGGUGACCCCCACGGAGGAGCACGCCAAAGCUUUGGGGCUGGACGAGCCUGGUUUCAGCCCCCUGAACGGAGGAUCCACAUCUUCAUCUCACAGUGACCUUCAGAGUCCUGGGAAGGAAUCGGAGGAUGGAGACGCGGAGAAGAAAGACCCGUUCGAGGAGAGCGGGCUGAGCCUGAGCCCGACGGCUGCCGAGGCCAAGGAGAAGGGGCGGGCCAAGCGGGGGAAGAAGCGAGCCCCGCAGAUGGACUCGAACCGUCCACGUCCCAUCCAGUUUGCUGCUUCUGGGCUGGUGUUCGAUGCCGCCAGGCAUGACCGGGUGUCCGGCCAGCGGGACGGCGUCCGCCAACGCCGCGGGCUCUCCGCGGGGCUGGCAGCGGUGUGA
This is a messenger RNA of Opisthocomus hoazin, 681 nucleotides long. The record is from RefSeq and is a predicted model, not a curated record. NCBI's taxonomy places the organism in Eukaryota, Metazoa, Chordata, Aves, Opisthocomiformes, Opisthocomidae.